UGUUGUAUGCAGUCGGGGAAAUCCCCAUAAACAGUUUAACUUCUCUUUCGGAAGUAUAUAAGCUGCUACCCUCCUGUUCUAAAUCGUCAUCUUCGUUGCGGUAAAAUAUGUUUUUUCAACUCGUCUGCAUAUUAGCGGCCUCCUUGCCAGGGGGGCUCACACAGGAUAGGUCUACCGAAGAGGUGAAGUCAGUUUGUGGAGAGGACUCAAUUCUGAAAUGUAAAGCAAUAUGUAAGCCUGGGGUCCAGUACCGGGCAGUGAAGUGGUACAAGCUCGGUGAGGAGCCCUCUAAUAAGGAGUCUGGUCUAUUGAUGAAGAGGCUAUCACCUAACAGCACCACGCAAUGGUACGCUGGUCUGGAGCGUGAAGUGGAACUUUUGGCUGAUGAUUCUUUUGAUAUCGUCCUGCCCAAUGUAACGGCUGUUGAUAGUGGGAGGUAUAAGUGUCUCCUGGCAGCACCUGUAGGAGAGCAGAACCAGGAGGGGCAGAUUGUCCUCAGAGUGACAGGUUGCCUUGAGUCCACAGACCAAUCAGAAGAAAGGGAUACCAUCCUAGUUCUUUCCAUUGUGGGGCUUGUGGCAGCAUUGCUGAUAUUCACCAUCAGCUAUGUCAUCCUAAGGAAUAUGUUAUUGCAAAGGAGCAAGAAGUAUCCACAAGAACCACUUCUAGAUGCACCCCUUGAGAAGAAAGAUUUAAUGUUGAUCUACACUCUGGGGCCAAACUGGUCAGGACAGGCUUCCAUAAAACAUGUCUGUGUGUGAGAGCCUGUUCUGCUAGUUUGGGCUCAUUGUAUACUUGAAUGUGAAGAGGAAACGCAGAGAAAGACUAGGGCACUUUUAAAGCUGAGCAAGGAGCCUAAGAGUCAUGUCUACUUUCCAGGAGAAGAGUUCACCUCUAGAGCAGAUGGAGGCAGACAACCCUCUGGCCGGUCCUGUAGAACUAAGAUGUGUAGGCUUUUCAAAGAAAUGAAACAGAAACAGUAGCCUACACCCUUUCACUCAGACAGCCAAACAGCAGUACAGCCAGGCUAGGGCAGCAGUUCUCCAGCAACGACUGCCUGUCUGCAGCAUUCACACACCUGAGAUGCUCAAGGAGCAGGGCCUGGUGAAGGGACCCCACGAUCUAAGCCCCAAGAUCUAACCUCAACAAGGAGCUUCAGGAAGGGGUGCAGGAAUGGUCCACGAUGAGGGGUCAUUCUGGAGGGUCGCUCCAUGGCAACGUUGGGGUUAAUCCCAUUUACAUUUCAGUCAACCCAGGAAUUGAAGUCGACAUUGAACUGGAAAAUCACCAAUGUGUACAGCAUUGAUCUUUUAGAAUUUCAUGCCUAAUUCAAUUUGUGUAUUGACUGGUAUUGAAAUAGAAUUGAUUCAUUUUCCUCCAAGCAAACCGAAAGUGGGCUUUGGUGAAAAGUAAUUGGCAGAAAAUUAACUUGUAUAAAUCUCUAUCAGUUAAAAAAUAUAUAUGAUCAGCAAUUCUGUGGAUACAUUGAAAAUAAAGAAGACAUGUAAAUCAUUUUGUAAUGUACAGUAUUGUAUCUGAUGUACAUGUUCUAUGUGUUCUUAGAGUCCUCACUUUUUUAGUCACCACGGUUGAUGUUUCUCUGAGAACAGUUAUGCACUUUGAUCAAGUUCAUUGUUACUCAGAAUAUUUCAUGUUAUUAAGAAAAAAUAAUUUCCCCUACCAUUUUACAAAUGCUUACAAACUGGAUACAUAACUAUUUUUCUACAUAGUAUGCUGUUUGAAGUGUUAAAUGGCUGGCAACAUAUCUCUACCUAUUUCACAAGACACAUUCUGUUAUAUUUUAUAUUAGUUAUAUACUGUACCUUUACAUUAGUCAUUUACGUCACCUGUCAAUGUUGUAAUGUGCCAAUUUUGAGCAGGAUGAUCACAAUUAUAUUUUUGGAUAGCUGUUUUAAUUGUUAAAUACAUAAAUACCUCUUUACUAAUAUUUUGAGUGACAAACAAUUGUGUGAGGUCUCUGUCAUUGUCAAACACAUUACAAGGUAACAUCACACAGCAUAAAAUGGAAGCCAGGUUAAAUGGGAUCUAAACAAUAUUGAAAAUUAAAAUCCUUUACAAACAUGAAA
Messenger RNA from Coregonus clupeaformis (lake whitefish), 2087 nucleotides. Its product is annotated as CD83 antigen. Bases 108 to 761 code for a protein of 217 amino acids. The transcript has 5 exons. The record is from RefSeq and is a predicted model, not a curated record. NCBI's taxonomy places the organism in Eukaryota, Metazoa, Chordata, Actinopteri, Salmoniformes, Salmonidae.